Messenger RNA from Porites lobata, 25967 nucleotides. The record is from the annotation of a GenBank genome assembly. NCBI's taxonomy places the organism in Eukaryota, Metazoa, Cnidaria, Anthozoa, Scleractinia, Poritidae.
UCCAAAUGCCGCCAUAUUGAUUCACGGAUUGAGCUGCAUUGUGGGUUACAGGCUGGGCUACCAAGUAUAAACAUGGCGGACGUGAAGACGUUUUUCACUAUCAGAGUGACAUGCUUUUUUGCUUUGAUUUUGAGGAUUUUCCUUAUCGCUUACGGCGAAUGGCAAGACAAGAACAUGGUGGUGAAGUAUACGGACAUCGAUUACCAUGUCUUCACGGACGCUGCACGCCACAUGGUGGAAGGCAACUCGCCAUAUUUGCGACCGACAUAUCGCUACACUCCUCUACUUUCUCUUAUCCUAACUCCAAAUAUUACUCUACACAUGUCUUGUGGGAAAGCUCUAUUUGUACUAUUCGAUGUGCUAGCUGGAUAUUUAUUAUAUAAGAUUCUUUGCGUAAGAGGCUGUGCUGAUCGCCGGGCUGUUUUUGCGUCAUGGCUAUGGUUCUUCAACCCGCUUCCUUUAACCGUAUCGUCCCGUGGAAACGCGGAAUCCUUGAUGGCCGUGUUGGUCCUUGCGACUAUCUACUUCGUCCUUGUCAAAAACAUUUCAAUGGCUGCCAUACUUUUUGCACUUUCUGUACAUUUUAAAAUCUAUCCUAUUAUUUAUAGCUUACCGCUAGUUCUACUUGUGGGCGAUAGUCUUUAUAGCUGCAAAACAUCUGAAGUGCAUAAACUGAAAAAUGAACGGAAUUCGCAUGGAUACGUUCGUCAAAUGCUUAUGUUUAUAUUUCAUCCUCACAGAGUUAAGUUUGCAGUCAUUUCUGCAGUAACCUUUUUGGGAUUAACUGGACUACUGUAUAAAAGGUAAGGCUCCUUGAAAUCUUUACCUUUUAAGCCCUUUAGGGUGCUGGAUAUAAUAGAGAGCUGAAGGAAAGGCGUUUUUGAGUGACACUUGUCAACCAAAAGUGGACCUUUUACAUCUGGGGCAGUGGUUUUGCCCAAGUUUUCAGGCAAAUCUUGUCUCUAUAAGAGUAGAUACAAAUCUGGGAUUAACUGCAGAAUACCUGGCCAUUUCGAAGCUAUGCUCCUAUAACAGUGGCUACAUGGCUAUGGGGCUAUGUAGAAUACCUGGCCAUUUCAAAGCUGUUACCCCUCGCGUAGCCACAUUGCUGCGUGCCCCAUGGGUUUGGGUUUGGGUUACGGUUACGGUUAGGAUUAGUGUUAGGGUUAGCGUUAGGGUUGGCGGAACUUAACAUCACUGCAGCCACAGUUCCCAUCUGCAGAACACCUGCAAACAGGACAAACCCGAUUGGCUAACGAUUAGCCAUGUUGCCGCAUAGCCACGUAGCCACUGUUAUCGGGGUAUAGCUUCAAAAUGGCUGGGUAUUCUGCAGUUACUCCCAAAUUUGACACUGGCAAGGCAUGUUAAAAUGUAAUUCGAAACUAGUUGAGGGGUUGGAUCACCUACAUAAAGGGCUGUAAUUUCUACUCUCCUCAUUCUUCCUCAGUGAUACAAUCAAAGAUGGUAGCCACAGUGUUGCAAACAUAAACAAGCAACUUAUGCGCCAAUCAAUUUAAAACUUCGACAUCCCCAUGGUUGAUCCCCCAGGGCUUUGAGCUUUUUAAAAUAGCCCUGUUCAAAUUCCCCAUCACUGUACAUUAGCCCAAUGUAGUGGUCAAAUAGCCCUCCCUAAGAAGAAAUGUUUUGCAAUUUUCCAGAGUUCACAUAAUGUUUACUGCUAAUUGAACUACAACAAUUUAGCACUUGAUCUUGGUUUCAUCGAUUAUACCUUCAAAAAUGCACAGUUGUAGCUUUUGACGUCCUUACCAAACAAGCUGUUUGUUUACCUUUAUGAUCCUCCAUCUCACCAUGUGAAAGAUUGCAUCUAUUGAACCACAUUGUUAGACCUGCAUCAUCUGAAAGAAGUCAACUUGACACUUCUGGUUCAGAUUACCCACCCCAACCAGGUUAUGGUCAAAUUCCCCACUCACAAUUGAUGGUCAAAUUCCCAGGGUUUGCCAGGGGGGAUUUGGAAGUUUCAAAUAGGUUCACCCAGAAAAAACAUCUGCAUUGCAGGCCAGCUUUUGAGUGUCUCAGCAUUAUCUUUUUUCUACAGGUAUGGUUUCGAGUUUCUUGAGCACACAUACCUUUAUCAUGUCACCAGAAAGGAUGUGAAACAUAACUUUUCAGUGUAUUUCUACAUGAUGUACCUGGUUGAAGGUUCAAGAUGGUCAGUUGUCCUCGGUCUGGCUUCCUUCAUUCCUCAGCUUGUUCUGACAGUUGUGUUUGGUAUUGUGUAUUAUCGUGACAUUUCUUUCUGCUGCUUUGUGCAAACAUUUGCAUUUGUUACCUUCAACAAAGUUUGCACAUCACAGGUAAGAUAGUGACAAGCAAAUAUCAAACAUGAGAAGCUGAGAAGAGAUUUCUCAAAAGUUUUGCAAACCCUUGGAUUCUUCUGGGGUUCACAUAACUGUUUUGAAUUUCCUCAACACCCUCUCAUGUUUAUAAUAAUAAUAAUUAUUAUUAUAAUUAUUAUAUUAUUAUAAUUAUUAUAAUUAUUAUAAUUAUUAUAUUAUUAUAAUUAUUAUAUUAUAAUAAUAAUAAUUAUUAUUACUAUCAUUUUUCAGUCUCAUUUCUGUAACCUUGCUGUAUACCUUAUUACAUGCAAAUUGAACACUAUUUUGCAUUUCCAAUGUUAGCAGUUGCACUUAUAUUGAAUUUCCUAGUACAAAAAUAAUUAUUAUUGUACUAGAAAUGCAACUUAUGGGUAGUUGCAACUUAGCCAACACCGGCCACCCAAGCAAAGUUAUUCUUUUUCUUUGCAGUAUUUCCUGUGGUACCUGUGUCUUUUGCCACUUGUUGUGGAUUCAGUAAGCAUGACAUUACGCAGAGCAUUACUUCUCACUGUGACAUGGUUUGUUAGCCAGGUAGGUGAUACGAUGUUCAGCUUUAUCUAGAAUUUUCUCAAGUACUGUAUGAUGUCACAAAAGCACAGCUGGCUCUAUCAAAUGCUUAUAUCUAAAGACAGAAUAACCUGUACAUUUCGUUUGUUGCAUGGGCAAUAAAGAAAGUAAUUAUUUGCUGGGAGAUACCUGCAUACAGACUAAAUAGAGAGUUCUGGGGUAGGUGUUUGUAAAAGCCAUUAGAGCCCCAGAUUAAGAGAGAAGUACUCAAAAUCAGAUACAGACUCAAUAAGAUUCAAGAUACAGUUGAAUCUUUUCUUUCCACCACCUUCCCCCCUACCCCCACCUCAUUAUGUCCACUAUAAACAAUUCUCUUGAUCUUAGACAGGGGCAGAUCUAGGGGGAGGGUGCAGGGAGUGCGCACCCCCCCCAGAUGACCUGCGGUUUUUUAAUACAACUGGUAUCCUGUAAAAAAAAAACUAUGUGGUUUAUUGAUGUUGAAGUAGAGCAAGAGACGAGUGCACCCCCUCUUAAAAAAAAUCCUGGAUCCGCCCCUGUUAGAGACACUUAACUUUGUACAAACUCUAUCACUAUACAUUGGAACCUCUUUAGACCUUGUUAUGGUUUUCGAUGCCAUCUUGACGAGUAGGCAAAUGUGUGAGAAAUUGCAGUGUUUGUGUAAGAAUCUAAUGUCGAAUAAUCUCUGUAAAAUGGCCGUUCUGAAAAAACUAUGACUUGUAAACUAAAGCUACAAAACAAAGGAUUGUACUAAAAAAUUUGGGGGGCAUACCUCUGCUUAAAUCUCUCCAGAAGCUUUCUUUAGAUUUUCCAUAUAUUUGUCUGUAGUUUUUUCCAGGACUUUCUUACAGACAAAUGUAUAGAAAAUUUAAAAAAGUGGUUCUACAUGUAGGUCUUUUAGCGCAUGUAACCCCCUCAUUUUUUCAGUAGAAUCCUUAGGAAUGAAGCUUUAGUUUACAAUUGAUAUUUUUUUCAGAACAGCCGUUCUGUGGAAAUUAUUCAACAUUAGAUUCUCAUACAAACACUGUAAUUUUCAACGCGUUUGCCCACUCGUCAAGAUGGCGUCGAAAACCAUGACAAGGUCUUUUUCAAGGUACACACUUGGAACCAAUCAAUGGUUUGUCUUGUCUCCACAUAUUUUAUCCUAAUAAACUGUUCUUUUCUUCUUGUCUAUGUUAGGGCCUCUGGCUGAUUGCUGCAUACUACUUGGAGUUUGAAGGAAUUAAUACAUUUGUGUUUGUUUGGGCUGCAAGUGUAGUGUUUUUCGUUGUCAAUGUUGUGAUUUUACAUCAGAUUAUUCAACAUUAUAAAAUGAACAGAGCAGUAAAAAAAGCAGUGUAAACAGUUCAUUUGUCAAUUUGUGGUGAGAAUUUGAUGAACAAGAAUACUUGAAAACUUACCAAUGAAAGCUUGUUGUGUUGUUGCCUUCUGAGCUUUGCAUAUUUGAUGUUAAACCAACUAGGGAGGGAAAUUCAUGAACUGAUUUACAUUUCUCUUUUUUAUGUACCGAUUUUGUUCUUCUUUUGCAUAAUCUUUUUUGUUUCUUUCUCUCUUUUCUUUUUCUUUUGGUUUUUGAAAUUUUGGUUUGUAAAAACACUUUGUCAGUGAUCCUUACACCCAUCAAAAGAAAGAGUUUUUUUUUAAGUUUUUCAAGUGGGGUGGGAAGAAGGGGUUGGCUUUAAGUAGAAGAUUUCCUUGUUGGUGUAUUCUUGAUGGAAACCAAAAAAUGGCUCCUGUAACCCUAACUGCAUUCCAAUUUUGCACUAACCCUCGGUUAAUUUAACCCAGCUUUGGACAACCCGGGCCGGAUUUGAAUUAUAUCUAGGGGAUUUUAGAAGUUACAGGAUAUAAUAGUUUUACCAUUUGUUGCACUACUCCUGUCUGUCAAUCGAAUUUUCGGCAGCCUUCCUGCGCCUGCGCUCUUCUCACAGCAACCACGCGUGACGUAGACGGUUUUGUCGAUUAUUGCGUCGCGCGCCAAGAUGCGAUCCCUAGCAACAAGAAAACAACAAAACUGUGAAUAGAAAACACGAAAAAGAGCAUGUUCUUGGUAGGAUAGCAAAAAUGGACGUCAACGAUCCUUUAGACAAUUUAGACAAGCUUCGCGGUAAGAUCAUUUCCCGUAUAACUUUCUUCCCUUUUUCUUCGUUUGUUCAAACGCUUAAGCUUACUUUCCGCAAAUGUUUUACUUCUCUACUUUCAUCAGGAAUUCCAAGCGAAGAACUCUUUGAAAAACUUUUGAGCGAUUCCGCUUUUGUUGAGUAUUUGAAUACGUUCCUUUCGCUUCCGGUAAGUAUUAAUUAAACAACAAAUGACACAAAGUAAUUGACUUUUUAGCGAUGAUCGUUAAAAGCGAGUAACAAAGCAAAGUUUUCUUUAGUCAAAUCAUCUUAUUGCAAGCAAGUGAGUGCGAAGCGCGCGAAAAUUAUUUUAACUUUUUAAGAUUAUUUAUGGUGGCUUUCCAUCAUAGGAGACCGCCCUAUAACUCGGUAAAAACUAGUGGAACAAACUAAGGAAAAUGGAAUGAUACCAGGGAGUUCAAGGAACCGCGACCUCGACGGAAACGAGAAUGUCAAAAAAAAAAAAGGUUAAAUGACCAAAACAAAAACCCUGCACGUGCACCAUUCGUUUUUGUACAUUUCUUGUCCAUCACUGCACGACUAUAAUCAUAAGUAGAAAACCCUCCAAUGUGACGCAUUGUAGAGAACUUAGACACUCGACGGCAAAGUUUUCUUUUUCUUUUUAAGCUUCGAUCUGCUCCCUAAAAAUUCAAAUCCAGGAAAACUCGCUUCCAUUUAACCAAUUGAACCAGCUGAAAUAACCGCCAUAAAUUUUAAAAGAACGCCAAUGCAUUUUAUAAAUGACGUGCUGGUUGCUUCAAAUUCCUGUUGUUCUAUCGAAACAAACUCAACCUGAAAAGUUUCUGAACCGAUCAAAGCGUUCCACUAAAGUUUUGACCGGAAUUUCGAUUUAUUCUCUGUGAGCUGUGAUUGGAAAUCAAAAUUAUGAAAAUGGAAAGGUGAGUUUCGUUUGCACCGGACCGACUGGCCAAAAAGAACCAUAUCUGGAGGCAAACCACCUUUUCCAGGCCGAAAUGUUAGUUAAUGUUUCGACCGAAAUUUUCAGAAAUUUUUGGAAAUAGGUGAUUUUAAUUUGUAACAUAUAGAAUGAAAUCGGAAUCGGAAACGCAAUGGAAGAUGGUCAUAGUUUCGUGUAGCCCGGCUGCAAUACGGUGUUCCUUCUUUGUUAUGUAAACUUUUAGGGCCAAAUAUUCAAACGAAGUCUAACUUAAGCCGCGGUUUAACGAAUCUUUGAACCUCCACAUCUCUUCUUUGAUUGGUUGUUUUAAGAAGAUAAAUGCUUUUUUUUUCUUCUGUAUGCUUUCAUAAAACUGUUCACAGUAAAUGAUGUUUAGAUAAAAUCGUUGGGCAAAUUGAAAAUGACUUAGAGCGCGGUUUUGUUAAACACUGCAUGGCUGAGCUACGUUUAAAUAUUUGGCCCUUAUAGUUUAUCCUAUAUUUUUUGCCUUAUGGGUGAAAUAUUGCACAGUCACAAUUUUGCCCAGUGAAUUUCCUAAACAGUGGCAUAUUCACCACAAGAUCAAUAAGCGGAUUCACUUUCUUCGUAUGAUUGGAACACCGAUUCAUGACUUGAAAAAUGAUAAUGUGGUUUUAAAAAUGUCUGGAUUUGUUAUGGACGGAGCCUUAGAUAAAUUCAUCUUCAUCUUUAGUCGAUAUGAUGAAGUUCGGUUUUUUUCACUCGGAGCCGUAUUAUCCCAUUGGGGUGGACUUAGGAGAGACAUGAAAGACCGUGACGUCCAUAGUUGAUAUUACGACUAUCCACACUGAUCUAGUGCCCAUGGUAAUGGAGAGGAGAUGUCGUUACGUCAGAUUGCCAUGGAAGCAAAAUUUCUGAAUCUCAGCAAACCUUGGUUCUGCAAAUAUGGCGGAAAAAACGAAAAAUUGACAUGUUUGAGUUUUCUAUUCAUGACUGCACUCAGGUAAGAAAACAGUAGCCAAUGCUUUUCUUUCAUGGUUCGACAAUGCAAAUGGCCGUCUCUGUCAAGAAAGAAUGUUGAGAUCCAGAAAUCUUGCUACAAUGGUAACCUGACGUCACACUUCUCCUCUCUAAACUAGACCAACUACGAAACACGUGAACAAACUCUUUCCCACCUUCGUCCUUUCCAAAACGGAUAAUGCAUCUUGAGAAGAAAACGGUCAUUGUCACAUCCCUGAAUGUCAGAUCGAGUGAGUUUCUGUUAUGGCUCUUUUUUCACUCGGAGGUUAAAACAUGGCUGUUACCAUAGUGUCACAGAACGGCCUUCGGUGUUAUUUGUUUGAAAUGUACAUUUGCUUUCAUGACACUCUUGACAGGUGUUUGGUAAACGAUUAACUUACAACCCAGCAGAGGAUAAUUUCAGCAUCGACCCUCCCCCGCCACGGACAUGUUAUGUAAGUAAUGACCAAGCCUAAAUUUGUAAUAAGUUCUCCGUACAGACUUAUUAUGCGUCAUGGAAAGACAAGUUUUGGAAGAAUACCGUGACUGCCUUGGAUGCCGAUAGGCGUGCCGAGUGUCAAAAUGCGGCAUAAACCGCCACCAUCGUAGCCCGAUUCUCAGACGUCCGAGGUCUUUCGCGCCCCUUCGAGGGAGAGAAGCGAAGGGGCCGCGAGCGACCUCGGACGUCUGACAAUCAGGCUACCAUCAUCGUGGGAAGACGUAACUUUGACGUCAAUUCACUGAUCGCAAUGAACUAGCUGACAGGCGAAUUAAAAGCUCGCUAUUAGUAACAAGGGUGGCGAUGCAUAGUACAGUAACACAAAAGCGCAGGCCCGAAAUUAUGGAUGAUUUCGGGCUACGAGCUACGGGCUACGGGCUAAUUGUGUAUCAUGGUAGAAUAGAAUAGUAUAAAUUGACAAGUAAACUGUUUUACGUUAUAGGUAGCCUAUUUCCCUCUCUGCAAUGAUCUAGUAACUUGAUUAAGGCUAUACAUUCUAAUUUCUUUUCUUUCUUGAUAGCACCUACCACAUUAUCGAGUGAAAAAGUGGGUGAGAAAGGAAAGGCUGCGCCUUUUCUGGAAAACAGAUUUGUUCCUUGAGUACCUGUUAUAUGUCCAUCUUGAGAAAGCUGCUGGCUCAUCAGGUUAGCUACGCUACCCGCUACUAACAAAUGCAACCUCGGGAGAUGAUCUUUCAUCUAUAAGCUAUAUGCUCACAGUAAAAUGCCGCUUACAGGUGAUGUUACACGGGACGAUUCGCAACAACGAUUUUGAGCGCAACUCAGCGUAGCAAUAUUGGAACAUUGUUGCAGCCAUUCGAGACAAUGUCGCAACAAUGUUGUAAUGCUGUGUUGCGCUUAAAAUCGUCGAUGCGAAUCCUACCGCGUAACAUCACCCUAUAAGCCCUGGCUUAUACGUCUUUGUAGGGGGGCGGCGAGGGAGGGGGGGGGGGGGGGGUAAGAGGGCUUAUCAACCUAGGGGUAUCUGGGGGAGCUCAUAAGCGGCAGUUUUGGUGCUGUAAAGCGUAGCGGUUUCUAAGCAGUUACGUUUGGAAUAUUUUAUAGAAGCUGAACAUUCUGGUCUAGUAAAGGGUACAAGAAACAGAUGAAGGAUUAAACUACAGCACGAUUCGUACAUCAAGCCUACUGUGAUCCACCUCAACACUAACCUGCGUACGUGCGUAAAAUUUACGUUCGCAAAUAAAAUAGAGGAAAUGCAUGAAAGGUCGCUCGUAAGCGUAAAAGUUGAACCUCGCUCAACUUCACGUUUAACCUCAACACUUUAUGUCUUGCCUCUUUUUUAUUUACUGGCGUGAUUAAAAGUUACGUACGUUAACGUUCGUCACCAAAAAAGCGUCAGUGGACAUCAGCCUUAACGGUUUGCGGUGAUACCGGUUGGCGGGAAUUUUUGUUUCAACCUACAAUAUUGAGGUUGUACAAGAUCAUAUGGCUUGCUGUUAUGACAAAUUUUGGUAAAUUUUGUUUUUUGUUUGUUUUUACUUUUUUGAGCGGUUCUGCGUUUACGCCCUCCUUUGAUCCCAACACACUAACCUGCAAUACUUGUGCCCAAAUGUUCCUUUCGGCCUUUGCAAUAACUCCCGCGGGGAGUACAAUGUGCUCUGAAAGUUCUUGGAUAUACAGUGAAACCUCGAUAUAACGAAGAGCCAAGAGACUGACAGCUGAACAUGUCCUCUAUAAGGAGGUUUCGUUUUAUCGAGUUUUUUUUUUUCAUGUAUUUCACUAUUACUGUGGUAAUGAAAAUUGUUCGUUAUACCGAGGACUUCGUUGUAUAGAGGUUCCACUGUACUAUGAAACCCCCACUCUAUACCAAAAUAUGCAAUUCUUAACCACAUUACAUUCAGCAAAGGUGAAUCUUCUAAGUGGGCAUGUACCCAACUUGAAGUGAAACGUUUUUUACAAUACUGUAGUUGUUUUAAAAUUUGCAAAUUGCAGUAAAUGAUUGCUGUUGCCGUGUACAGAACAUUUGGUUCGAGCCAGGUGGCUCAACAGUCUCAUUCUUGGAUUCUGUGUAAAGGAAUUGUUCUGAAUUUCAACCGCUUGUAAUUUAAGCGUGCAGAGGCUUUGUGAGAUUUGAAAUCUCUUUACUUCUUGCAGGUACCUCAGUGGACCUUGAUCAAACAAGAACCUAUCUGGGUACUGUCGAGGGAAUGCGCACUUUUCAUCGUUUCCUGCGCGGUACUUCAGGACAGAAAAUCUUGCUUUUUUGGAUCGAAGCAGAGCGAUUCCGUAGGGUGACAAAAAAGGAGCACAGGAGGUUCGUUUUCCGCGAUAUUCAAGCCAAAUAUCUACGUAGUGGAUCCCCCAGGGAACUUCCUGAGAUCAUGAAAUGGAUCAGCAUAUGCGGGGGAACGCCCGACUUGGAAAGAAAAUCUUCUUUUAAAUUUCCGAAAAGUGUUUCUAGACGAAUGUACCUCUCCGAUGCUUCGAUAUUUUCAGGGAACGUUUUUAUACCCGGACAGAGGAUGGCUUUGGAGCGUUUGAUAAGUUAUUGGGUUCCCAAGUACAUAGAACACAAGAAACGUCUUGAGAAAUUUAUAGAAGAAAAACGCUGUGGUCAAUCUGUGUUUAGACCAGAGAUCAGACGAUUCUCGCCGGUUCGAAAAGUUGAGCAAGAAAUCCCACUUUCUAAAACAAAAUCUCCAGAAGAGAUCGACGAAUUUAUGGAAGCACAGCGCGUUUCUUCAACAGAGAGUGUCACAGAAACGGAAGAGGAAAUUCGCGCGAGGAAGUUGGAAGAAUGGAAGAGGUGGUUCUGGGAAGGUGUUGAUUACAACCUUACCGGAAGUGACGAUCAGGUCGAGCCACCUGAUGAUAUGCCGUUGGAACUGCGUCGGUUGGGAGGGGUGAGCUAUGAAUAUUAAUUCACUAGAAAGUGGCUCCUUCCUCCGCAGAGGCUACCGCUGUGUAUUCCAAUAAAAUUAGCAAUAAUUACAGAUUGUAAUAAUAAUAAUUAAAAAAUACUAAGCGCGCGGGAGAUGGGAAGAGGGAAAAGGCGGGAGCCUCUCUUCCUCUAUUUUCCCUUCCCAUCAUACCCUGUGCGCUCUCAUUUUUCCCUCUCCCCAGUCUCCCGACAACACAAAGAGGCCUCUUCGGAGGAGAAAGAGAAGGUAGGAAGGUAGUCUAACAUAAAGAAGAUCCAAGGAGCUAGUCUUUCCCUAAAAAAAGAUCUCUGUCAAUAGGCCUUAUUUCUAAACUUCAUUCUUUAAUCAUCAUUGAACAUCCCGUUUGUGAUGUUUUAGCUGCUCCUACAAAAUAUUUUUCAUGGGCUUUCUGUUAACCGGGAACGCGAUUCUUUUUGGUACCUCGCUUUGAAAUUAGCCCCUCACCUUUCCUGUCGGACGCAUUCCUAAGUUGAAAUUGCUACUACAUGUAGUUAUUGAUAUUUUAGUAAAAUCCAACUAGUGGUCUAUCAUCAAUGCUACUACUAGGCUAUAUGUUAUAGCCCACUAGUGGCGAAAAGCGCCGGCUUUUUGGCGGCAGAAAAGGAUUAAGGCUUUAACUGGCUAAAAGUUUUUUAUUCUCGAUAUUUUUUACCAACUAGUUGGAUUUUACUAAAACAAUUAUUCCUCUCGCCCUCAUGGCCUCUGAGUCAAUAGCCCAUUCGGCCUUCAGCCUCAUGGGCUAUUGACUCAGAGUCCAUUCGGGCGAGAGGAACAAUUGUUAAAUAUCCUCUUUAGCAUUCAAUUGCAAUAAAACACUGUUAACUAUUGAAUCGCAUCAUUUGUUCACAUAGCAUACAGGUGGAGUUUUGCGGUCUCUUUUAAACUCUCAGUGAUAAAAAGCUGACUGCGGUUUUCUUUCUUUCUGUCGUCCUUUUGACGUACAUUAGAUACGCGAGGCCCCACCUUCAAGUCCAGUUACUCCAGAACCAGAUGACGCUUCUUUGAACGCUAUUGGCGAAGAGGAAGAGAACGAAAUGUUUCCAGAUUGGCAGUCAUUGGAGGCUGGAAGGGAGAGGAUUGUGGAAAACAGCCUUUCGUUUCCCAACCCACCAACGUCACGUCCCAUCACACCCCUCGAGGAAAAGUCUAUAUCUGAACCCGCAUUUGCAACUGCUGACUUCAUGAGGUGGCGAAGGGAAGAAGAAAAACUCGAGCAGAGUAGGGCAUAUUAUUAAACGGAGUUGCCUAGAUGCAUGCAAAAUUAUUCAUUAAUUAUUUUGAGCACUUGUCUCAAAUUAUUCUGUUUUUGGAACUUCGCUAUGCAAUUGCGACGCAGUCAUCGAAAACGAAUUUGCCGGUUACAACUCCUUGGAUAAAGUUGAAAGUUUACCUCGAAAAGUUCGCUGUUAUUUGACCUUCAAUAAAAUAAACAAUGAACUUCUACUUAAGCUGAAACAUCGGACGACUAAAAAUUUGCAAAGCAGCAUAAAAUUUCAUUCUUUGGUUUAGUCUUUCGACAUUGAUAUGUUAGGUUAUUUCCAAAAAACCAUAACAGUCGAUAUGCGCUUAUUAAUAAACAUGAUUUAUAUCCAUUGUUGGUAGCACACCAGGGUUGGUGGGAGAAGAAUACGUAUGGAAACUUUCAUUCGUUAAUCGGAUCGUUUGCUGGAGCUGCAAUGUUUGCCAAGCUGCAAUGUUCACCGAUGGAGCUUGUGUCGGUCAAUUCUUGUUACAGUUAGUUAUUCACUACCUGAUGUUUUUUUUUCUGUGUCGAUGAAACAGAGGCCGCUGAGAAAAAAGAAGCUUUGGAAGAAGAACGAGUCAGCCUUCCUAAACUGCGACCUCCUUACGCGCAAAUCCCGUCAUCAGCUUCAACGAAGCUUAAGACCGUGUAUGAGGCACUGGCAUCACAACAAAGCCUUAUGACAGAGGAACUUUAUGAAUCAUCACCAGAAAGUUCCUCUCCAUUUAGGUCGUUAGAAGGUAGGUAUCAAAGAACACGCGUUGUCUACCUUUAAAUCCAUUAGCUCUUAAACGUUCUACAAACUACGCGAAAAGAUAGCAAACUAUCCAAAACUUAGAGGUUAUCUUAUUUUUGUCCCUGCUGUUUGGUUUCUAGCCUGAAUUUCAGCCGCCUUGUCGCGACGCUCACUCCCGAGAAAGAUAGCGACCUCAGGAGAUGGCUUAAACUCAGGCCAUUUGGUCUCCGGCACAGGCAUGAAGCAUUUUAUUUUAUUUUAUUUUCUAUACUUUUUAUUAACCGUGAUUUCUAUAUUUUGAUUUGGCUUGGCUUUUAUUUGACUAAAUUUCAAUGGAAAAAGAGAAAGUGAAAAUAGAUAGGGAUACCACAGGCCUCCCGUCCAUAGAAAAUAGAGUACACCUGUGCACGAACAUUUGAGUCCAGUCUCUCAGAACAGUUAUAGAUGUAAAUACAUGUACAUGGAGUUGCAAAGAAUAUAAAAUAAAUAGGUUGCUGUACAGUAAUAAAAUAUGCUUUUAACUCACGCAAUGACGAAAAGCCUUUUCAGCCUCUGAGUCAGGCCAAUGUAUAAACAAAACAGAAACAGAAAACUGAGAAUAUAUGCGGAAAACGCUGUUGAGGAAAUUAUAAACUAGAAUGUAUGGAUGAGACCGUAAAACAGUAAAAGGUGACUCAGAGGAUGAGAGCUCUAUAACACUUUUAUGCUGCAUUUAUACUCCAAGAGAGAAAAGCAAAUGACUGUAAAAGUCUCAUCCAUGAUUAAAGAGAAUUAACAAACCGAAAAAGUAUUAAAAUAAGAGUUGUUUGAAAUCGUAACAAACAAAGCGGAGAAUAAGGAGAAGCAAAGUAGUGACCUGAAAAUUCAAAGAAUUUGUCAACUUACCGUGGAGCACGUGAAUUUCGAAAGCAGGUAGCCGUUGGCUAGGGGAAUAGGCGUUGCCAAACAUGUUUACUGUGGCGGCGAAGAUCAGGGCGAAGGUCGAGAAAGUCAUAAGCGAUGGGUUGUCAUUGAUGAGCAAAACAAUGGCACUGCACGUGCAAUUUCCUUUUUCUACAUUUCUUUGGCGCUCGAUGCAAAACAGUAGCGUUUAAUAAUUAGAUGGUUUUUGUAGAGAAAGUGAAAAAAAACAGGAUUUAUUUUCCUUUCUCCGUGAACUCGAUGACCUCUACCGACCAAAAACAAAGCAAAAUGAAACAAUUUCAGUGAAUUUUAAAAAAUUGUGAAUUAUUUUUUUCUUCUUUUAAGCCCGGUUUCCAUAUGAUCGCUUAGGAAAAAAGUGCGGCGAUCGGGGCGAUCAUAUGGAAACCACUUUCCAGCAAUAGUAGCGAUCGCAGCGACAGCGAUCAAUGAGAUAGAACUUGAUCGUUGUCGCUGCGAUCGCUGGAGAGUGGUUUUCAUAUGAUCGAUGCGAUCGCUGAACUUUUUUUUCUCAGCGAUCGCAGCGAUCACAACGAUUGUAGCGAUCAUUUGGAAAACGGGCUUAAGCUUCUUCAUAAACAACUGAUAUUUUUUCUUAUGGUUUCAAGCUUCACCACCUCAGUCUGCACUCCUGGCCUUAAGACGAGUUUCGGCUUCCCGUGUGAUCCCGUUCAAAGAGGUUGGACACGAAAUAGCAGCAAUGGUUAAUGAGCCACGGAAUGUGUACCCUAGGGAUACCCUCCAGCGGGAAAGACUUGUCCUCUUCAAAAGUGAUACUGGUAAAUGCUUUUCUGUUUGCUAGCCGUGGUUCCCGUUUACACUAGCUCCUGAAAUGUUUAAGUUUUGUCUGAUAAACUUGCCUCCAAGAAUUGUGUUUUUGGUUAAGAAAGUUAAAUUACUGAUCAAUUGGAACUACCGGUACUAUACCAAACGUGUGUUACAUAUUUUCUUCCCCUUUUUUGGGUGCAGACGUAAGUGUGUCGGAUGAACUCAGUUUGCCUACGCUAGUUGCGCUGACUGCAGACAAGUUGGCCGGCGGCCCUCUCCGUGAAUACCUAGAGAAAACCCAGCAAGAUCAAGCGCUUAGCAGCCUUCAGUUCUGGGAAGACGCUCAGCGGUAUUUAUCACCGUCAGAGGAUUUUGGCAGUUACAACAAAUAUCACUCAGCAAAAACGCUUAUUGCGACCUAUAUCGCCCCAGGAUCUCCGCGGCAAAUAGAAAUGGGCAUGCGUGUUAGGGAUGAUUUGAUGCGGCUUCUCCCCGAAGAGAAGGGGGAUCAUUUGUUGUCCAGUUUCGUGAAGAAAUCAGUACAGGUAAUCUUUUGCGCAUGCUUUUGUUAGUUUGGUUGGUUCCGUAGUGUAACACUGGUGAUUCUUACAAGCGUUGACCUUGAAUAUAGAAAACUAACGUGGGCCAUUUAGUUUUAACACUUCCUAAAUAAAACCUACGAGAUUCACUGGUGGGCCGAGAAUUUUGAUUCAGGUUCAGGCGCUCACUUGAGAUACAUUGAGAUAGUUAAGAUACCGUAAAAUUCCGAAAUUAAGCCCAGGGGCUUAUAUUUUUCAAAGGCCCUUUUUGAGGGGCUUAUUUUUGGAGGGGCUUAUGUACGGAGAGAAAUUUGCGUGUCAAAAUCGAUAGGGCUAGCCUUAUAGUUGGAAGUAAAUUUAAAGUUUUUGCUUUGUUGUACUUUGUAUUUGCGGGCAAUUUUCCAAGUACAAGCCCCCGGGGGGGCUUAUAUUUGGAGGAGCGAUUUAACGGAGGGUUUUUUGCGUUACCGGUUUGGGGGGCUUAUAUUUGGAGAGGCUUAUACAUAGAGGGGCUUAUUUUCGGAAUUUUACGGUGAAUUGUUGAAAGGGUAUCUUGGGAUAGGAAUAGGGAGGGGUUCUCACGACCCGCCCCUAGUUUAACGGUUUCUGAUAUGAAGAAUGAUGCCGUAGUAUAUAUUAUAAUAAGACCUGGAUUAAGUCGAUUCGAAGCUGUAUCAAAGCCUCACAGAAUUGUUUGGAAAAACAAUGCACUAACAAAAUUAACAAUGGAAACCCAGCCCUAAAAUAAAAGAGCUGCGACAUAUAGGGGUCCAAUCAAAUAAGAUCACACCUUUUAAGACUGGGUGCGUGGGUACUGCCUCGUUCUAUUAUUUAUUACUGUAACGACGCACAAACAAACUAAUGACAGCGUAUUCUUCGUUCGUCAGUAUUUUAGCCUGUGUAGCAGGCGCUUGGAGGUAGUGGGCACAAGAAAAAAAGAGCGCGCGAGAAGGAGACACGCGUGUCUCCCUCGCAGGCGCCCGUUCUCUCUUUCGGCCACUAGUUCCGAGCGCCUGCUACGCCGGCUAUCGGUAUUUUUGCUUUUUUUACAGGCAGUCGCCUUACAGUGGUCUGAGUAUGUUCGUUCUGACGAGGACCAUUUUAUCAGCAGCGUGGUAUGGUUAAAAUUACAGUAAGCCCGGAGUUGUAAAUCGAUAAAAAUCGGUAUCGAUUUUUAAAUCGAUAAAAAUGGAUAAAUCUGAUUUGAUUGAUAUCGAUUGUAUCGAUCAAUCGGUAGAAAUCGAUGACACAUUCGCUUCUUUUAUCGGUUUAUCUAGAUUUAACCGAUUCCAUCGAUUUUUAUCGGAAGAGACAUCUGUUCUUCUGUUCAUCCAAAAAUGAAAACUGAUUUCAUGCAAGCAGUGUAUUUGUUGACAAGUGAGUUGCAAUUGAGAGUCGAAGGAUCAAAUAAUUUAUUAUCACUUUUUUCAAAACCCUUAACUUUUCUUUAAAACCCGCUUUAAAGUCUUCUUCGGAUGGCCGACAUUGGCCACGUUUUUUGUUUUUCCCAGUUUUUCACGAUUUAGAUCAAAAUAACCUUAGUUCAACGUGUAGUUACUUCCCGCAGAAGCCAAUAGAUAAAAAUCGAAAUCGAUAAAAAUCGUUGGCGAUCAAGUGAUUUUAUCGAUUGUUAACGGAAAAUAGUGAAAAGCUAUCCAGAGAAAUCUUUUAGUCUGAAUUUUGGGCAUCCCUUCUACUCCAGAGGAUGUCUGAAAUUCAGGCUGGGAAAUCUUUUAUCUAAGGUUGUACUUCUCGUGGUACUUGCCUGCGAGAACUGUAAAUGUAUUUAAACCGAACCGUUUCUGUUAUUAUGUACAAAAGGGUCACGGUUUUUAGAGAAAAUCUUGUGUCUGUAAUAGUUUCCACAUUUCUUCUUUUCAUGUUUGUUGAUCAGUUGUUACUCGUGGAUGUGUUUUCUCAGCUGUGCUAUUUAACUGAUGCCAAAAACAACAGUGUCGGACUUACCGUUACAAAUCGUUAAAAUAAUGAAAAAUCGAUAAUAUCGAUUUGAUACAGCAAUGUAGUUUAUCUAUUUUCACCGAUUUUUGUUAUCAAUCGAUAAAAAUCACUUGAUUGCUAUCGAUUUUUAUCGAUUGACUAUUCCGGGCAGUAAGGCUCAUAAAAGUAACGCAAUCGUUUUUCAAAUUCUGGAGGUUUUGGAAUUUUUUUAUUGGCGACAUUCCAAACAAUAAAUUUUAAGAAAUGUGAUGACGACCAUGACAAAGACAUUGAGAGUAAUGAUGAGACUAAAGCUGAAGAUGACUAUGUUGUGAUGGUAACAAAUCUUGACUAAUUUUUUUUCGGAGAAAUAAAGACAAUCAGAUAAUCAAUUGCCAUGGUUUAGUGAAGCAGUCUGCAAAACAUUUGCCCCUGAGGUUUUUCCCCUUGGAAUAUCAGGUUUGGCUUAGCCUUUAUAACGCCUUUACUUAAAGGACAUACUACGAGUGUGAGUAAGGCAUAUCUGUCCGGCUUGUAGUGGACAAUGCCCCAGGGACUUUUAUUAAUUAAGCGAGAAAGUGGCUGAUUAAGGGAACCAUUUUCUCCUACUGGAGACGAGAUCGGCAUCGCCAUUUUACGUGGUCAUCCGAGCCACGCGAAAGUCUAGCCGUUUGCCGGGUAAAGACCGAGUAACUUCGUCAUUGCUCAGUUGUUUUCAGACGCUGAGUAUUGGUUCUGCUCCGGGGAUCGAGCUCGCGACCUGCUUCUCUGCAGUCAAGCGCUCUACCGACUGAGCUACUAAGUCCUGCUGCCGUUUGUUGAAUUUUCAUAGGGAAUUCGAAGAAAGAGUGCUUCCAAGAAGAAAUAUAUCAGCAGCGUAACAAAACCAGGAUGCUCCGCUCUUCAAAAGUGGUGCGCUUUAAAACUAGCAGUCAGUCUCGGUGUUUCCGGUAAGUUAGGGUAUGGACAUCAAAACUGUUGUUCAUUGUGAUCGUUCCCCUUUACAAAACAGAGUCACUGUAAAACUGAAUUUAAAAUGUAAAUGUCAUUCUAGCCAAAUUUAUGAUAACCGCACCAGCUGGCAAGUCGAGGCCAACCAGCUUAACGUGACUUAUAAUAAAGGGGCCAAUGGCUAAUCGUAAAGAAAUUCAGCUCUUACCCGUAAGCCUUCCAAGGUGACUCUCUUCUUGACUCCUAAUUAGGAAAGAAAUAUUCGUCUAUCACAAAGACACUGUCAUCUUAGUCAUCUCUAGCUUUGCGCCUGCCAAAUGACCGAGGCAGCUUGAGAUUUAAGCCAGCCACAAGCAGAGAAUUCAAAGCCAAAUCCCCCCUGACCUGACAAUAGCACACAUGGGAAGUUAGCUGAGGGCCUGAUCUUGACGAUGGGACCGACCAAGACGUUAAGUGCCCUGUGAAACUGAUUCUCACGGCAGUCACCAGAUCGCCAAGUUUCUGUGCGAAUAUUCUGGGUCAUUUUCAAGCAUGUUUACAAAAAUUCGGCUAGAAUUUUUAUAGCCGAAAUAACUAAUUGUUGCCUUCCUUCAGGUUUUUCUCUUGGACAAGGUGACGAGGAUGAAGACGAGAGUGAGGCGGUCGGCAAUGACUUUGUGAUUCCAAGUUUGAGAGACUAUGAGAAAGAAAAGGAGAUAUUGAAUGCAAGGAGCAAAAGACCCUCGCAUUUCUAUGGACACUUGACAAGGCAGGAUGAUGACGCGUCUGAGGGAAAUAAGAAGUUGACUGGAAUUAAGAUGAGACCCCCGAAACCAAGGUGAGGGGGGAGUGAUAAUGAUUACUGGGGGAAGGGUCGGUAAAAUACCGAAAAAAAGGGGCACAAAAAUGUUUUCUCCCUCAAAAUUCAACCCCCCCCCACAAAAAAAAAAUUCCAAAAAAAAUUAUGAACCCCCCCCCCACACACACACACACACACACAGCUGAGGUGGCUUUUGAUGCAUGGCUUAUAUAACAAGGAAUAUUACAUUUGAAAUGCACUAAAUGACUUCAAAAUAGGGGGCUUAGUAACCGGGGCGAAAUGACCGGUUACCCUAUUCCUGCUGCGAUUUCGUUUCAGAUGCUUCAUCGAUGUCAUCUACGACUCCCUUCAGCUGAUGUGGUUCAAGCGAUUUUUAACCGAGAAGCAGUGUGAAGCUCCUUUACUGUUUUGGCAGGCAGUAGAAAAUAUGAAAAUGAACUGUAAAGACGGCAAGGCUCGGCAGGCUAGAGCAAUGACAAUUGUUAAAAAGUACUUCACCAACAUACCAACCACAGCCGGUAGGUUAUUACACUUCAUAAAAUAAUUAAGAUAGUACUCGCGUUCUGAUUGGUUAAAAACCUAUGGUUUAUUGUGUCGGUAAACUCAUAGUUUUACUUAAAGUUACUUUAUAAAAGCCAUAGACCACACUUUCUAUGGGUUUACGGGCGUGAUAACUCACGCGGGAUGUUGGGAGAACACGAGAAAAGCUUGUAAAUUACUCGCAUUCGGCUUGUGAUUUACAAGCUUUUCUCGUGUUCUCCGAACAUCCCACGUGGGUUAUCACGCGCGUAAACCCAUAGAAAAUGUGGUCUAUUGCUUAAGAAUGGAGCCUUACCUGCCAAAGGAAGUAGGUAACGUGCUUCAAUGGCUAGUGAACUGGACUGGCUUUUAAUCAGGAGAAACGGAAUUUUACAUAAAUAAUCUAGCUCCGAUUGUUUCACGGUAGAACCAAGUACAACUCUUCAGCUCGCGCUUGUAAAAAGCUACAAUCUUGGAUGUUGCUAUGUCUAGUUUUAAGACAAAGCUCCUUAAAGCACUGGCAAUUACAAAUACUUUCCUCUUCCCCCAAAAAACAACGUUGAAGUCCGGCUGGAUCAUUUCCGCCCCUCACUGAACAACCUUGCCCAGGGUUGGGUGAUGGAAGGGGUCAUCAGAGAAGCACCAAAUCGUUGGUAGAGGCGUUUUGAGUGUGCCCAAGAUUGUAGUUUUUUUCGCAUUAUUCUGCAAAUUAGGUUUUAAAUUUUUUUGUUCAUAUUAGACAUAUCAACGUUUUUGGUUCCGGUGCCCAGAAGCUCUUCUGUACUAACCUUUGAGGUAUCACUACGGACCAAGGGGAAAUAGUUAUUACCUUUUCGCUCAACGGGACUGCAUUCCAGGCGAUGACCCAUACUAGCCAUUUGGAACCGUUUCAUUAACAGAUACCCCCACAAGAGGGACAUGCCUUUGUUUAAUGAGUCCCCCGCUGGUGCUUCUAGCAAGGUACAGAACUAUUCCCCCAUGGUGUACAGAUGAACGUGAAAGUACUUUUGCCAUAAUUGAGACCAAACAGUCAUCCUGUUUUUGUUUUUAUAUGUUUGCAUUUUAGUCGAAUACUUACAGUGCAAAGCUGAAAUCAUCAGGGAUAUUCCGCUUCUAGACAAGGCCACCCCUCCGAUGCUUGUCUCAGCCCAGGCCUGCGUAGCCCGUUCCAUGGAGGAAAACUGGUAAGGAUCUGCGACAGCCUCCUCCUCAGGCACUUCGUUUUUCGCAUGGUAGAGGCGAGCGCGAAACGCGAGUGACUGGUGAUGAACAGCAAGGGACCAUGGGAAGGGUACAGACGGGAGGUUUAGCGCCGUCUCGCCCGUUGUCGCCUUCCCGCCUUCUUUUGUGCGCCAAUUUUCAUCGAAAGAGAGAAGUCUGGGUACGAAGCAGAUUCUGCGGUGAAAGUAACUGGGAGGCUGAAGGCCAAAACCAAAAAUUAACGAACAGAAUUCUUUUUAACCCUAAUGAGAUCAGGAUGUGCUUUAUACUGUGGAUCGUUCUUCUGCGGAUGGAAAUUUUGCAUUUUUUUUUGCUUUUUUUGCCAUGUUGAAGAUCUCUUAUCAAAAGGGGAAAAAAAAUUUCAAACUCUCUCCUCGCCUAUGUGUUGUCUAAUCUGUUGAUCUGUAUGAUAUACGAAAUCGUUCCAAACUAGUAUUGUUUUCAGAGAAACCUUAACGCCCUUACUGGAAAUCCACGUACUUUCGAUAAGCCCUGUUUUGGGGUUUUCGGGCAGUGAAAGCUUGUAAAAUCAGUUUAUCAAUCGCUUCUGUGCUUUUCUGGUAAAACCGAAUUUUUUUGUGAUGCCUUUCCAUGUCAGGUACGCUGAGUAUCUGGCAACGUUCCCUGAAGAUGAAGGUGAAGGAGAAAAUUUUGCAAACUACGCCAUGAGAAAUACACUGGCGGGAGUUUACAAGAUGGCUGCUCAUGGAAAAACGGUGAGGAGCGCUGACGUUUAUUCGCCAGUGUGCUUUUUGUUUGUUCUAAUGUUCUGUUUGUGAAUUCUCUUUCUCUAGAAAGGACUGUGGGCCAUGUUCGCUCACAAUGUCAUGUGUUUCCAGCGAGGGAUCCAUAAUUCGGAGUCCUUACAAGAGUUUAAACAGUUUCUGAGAAAGGAGUGCAAAGCAACAGUGGAGCAUAGUAAGUAAAGAGUUUGGCCAGAUUCGAGAUUUUAUCGGUCUUGUACUUGUUCUUUUACUUAAAUAUGAUUACUGUCACCAGAUAUGUAAUUGAAUAGAAUCAAACAAUAAACUGAUCGCUUAUAUUUAAGGCAUUAAACACGCUGCUAAACCUAUUUAGUGCCAGAAAACUUGAAUCAAUUUAAAUGCACUGCAUGAAUCUUGUUUGCUUCCACUCGUGAAGAUAAAAGGGUGUGGACUACAUAUACUUGAGGACUAUGAGAUUUAAUUAUGCUCGCACGCUUAGUGACACAGAUUUCCAAAUCUCGUACUCGUGCACGUCGUCCAUAAUAACAUCUUUUAACCACAUGAGUAAGCGUCUUUUACAAUAAAAUUAUCUGAUCGGAUUUGAAUGUUUGUUUUUGGCCCAAGGAAUUUGAGUUGACGUAGAAACUUUUCUAGUGACAAAUCAAACACGAGUCGUAGUGUUUCAUCACUUAUCAAACACCAAAAAUAGAAUGGAAAAUACGACCGAAAGUGGAGCCUCGUAUUUACGAAUUUAAAGUGUUUCUCGGAAUGGGUACAACGUUUCCGCGCAACAAUUUCUGAGAUCUCUUGGGUGGACAAGUGUUGGUUAUGAUUGGUCAAUGGUAUCCAUGGCAACCAUUGUUCAGCGUUGCACCGAAAGCUUGUACCCAUUCCCCUGAAAGCUUACUGAUUUUGUUUGUAUCUGGUAUUAGACCUGCGUCGUCACGCACUGCACCCGACACGGCGAGUGAUCAACAGCAAGUUCGUGAACACUGACCGUUUAAUCAGUGACAUAGAGUUCUGGAUGGAAGUAGAAAGGUUCAAAUAUCAGGCUGAAAACGCCGCCGAGUGUGCAAGGUCGGGAAACUACACUCUGGAAGAUGAAAAUUUACUAUUGGAAAAGGCCAGGACAAUUGUCAAGUGUUACAUUGAUUCAGAUAUCCCCCCACGACUUCAGGUUUGUUAACUGUCUUUGAAUCAGGACAUUUUUGGUUAUUUGUAAUUGCCCGCUCCCUGAAAGAACGAUUAACGCUAAUCCAGGAAAAGAAUUUUAAUCUGCGAUUGUAAUUACUCUCCUUUAAAACAAAACUGAAUGCAACGCUGGCAAUACGGCAAUUGAGGCCAAUAUUUCGGCUAACAAAAUUAAUAGUAAUUACAAUAAUAACUUUAUUUAUAUAGCGCUUAUAUCCUGAACUCAAGGCGCUUUACUAUGCAACAAAAACGGGAAAAAAUGAAAUAAUUUACAUAUCACAAGCAUGGAAUAAAAAAAUAUUAAAAAUCUAUUUACAAUCCACACAUUACAGGUCUUAAAAUCAUUUUACAAAAACAAUGACCCACUCUCUAAAAAUUGCGUAAAAAGAUAUGUUUUCAGUCCUUUCUUAAAACCAGUUAACGAUGGUGACUUACGCAGUUUAAGGGCACACACUGAAAAAGCCUUGUGCCCGUAAGUUUUCGUGAAUGAUCGAAGUUGUUCUAACAGCUGCUCAGAUGCGGACCGUAAGGGCCUGGAAUGCGAUUGAUGACUAAGUCUGUCCGCCAGAUAGCCUGGUGAAAGGUUAUUAAGUGAUUUGAAAACUUGCAAAAGAAUUUUAAAAACAAUACGUUAACUAACAGGAAGCCAGGUCAAAUUAAACAGGCGUAAUGUGAUCAAAUUUACGAGUCUGAGUAACGAUUCUGGCGGCAGUGUUCUGACAGUAUUGAAGCUUCUUCAACUGCACUUUCCUACAAUCGUAGAGCAAGGAAUUGCAAUAGACUAGUUUAGACGUUAUAAAAACAUGCACAGCAAUUUCCCUAGACUCCUGUGUGAGAUAUUUUGUUAUCUUUGAUAAGUUCCUAAGCUGGUUUAACGAUGAUCUGCAAAUGUCUGAGACGUGCACGUCGAAUAACAUGUUGUCAUCAAGUACUACUUCCAGACUCCUGGCAUUGGCGGUGUUGUCAGCUUCUCAUUACCAUACUGAAGUAGCUGAAAAGUGGACGAGUAUGGUACUUCGAGUAAACAAGCAUAAUUUUUGUCUUGUCGUGAUUGAGUUUCAGCUCGUUUACGUCCAUCCACUGACAUAUAUCAGCGACACAGUUCUCUACACGCAGCUUUGCAACAUCGACAUCACAAUCUUUGAACGAUAUGUAGAGCUGAGUAUCAUCAGCAUAGAAAUGAUAGUCGACUCCAUGACUUCGUAUUAUCUCAGCAAGUGGUGCGAUGUACAACAGAUACAAAAUGGGACCUAGGACAGAGCCCUGCGGCACGUCUACCAUCCGAUCUCUAACCGACGUUUUUGUAUCAUUCAUUUCGACAAACGGAGAUCGGCCAGACAGAGAAGAAUGAAACCACUGCAGAACAGUUCCCGUGAUCCCUUCAGCCAAACGAGUUCUCCAGACGCGAAAGUAGCAAAGAAUGAUUAACCUUGUAAAAUGCUGCUGACAAGUCCAAUAACAAUAGGGGCACAUUGUCCCCCCCCCGUUCAGUGACAGUAAGAUGUCAUUUGUGAUCGUUAGCAGUGCGGUCUCUGUACUGUGGUUCGCUUCACCUUGUACGCAGAUUGAAAACGUUCGUGCAAACCAUUAACCAUAAGCGUUCGAAAAGGCCAGAACUACUCUGAAAGAGGCCGUCACAGUAUUCUUUUUCAUCGUAGCUCUGGCCCUGAGGAACGCUCAUUUUGUUAGCCGAAAUAUUGGCCUCAAGUAAAUCAGCCCUUUGCUGUAUAGCCAUCCUUGCAUACAGUUUUGUUUUAAUUCUCACUUCUUCAAGUGACGUCUGGCAUUAGCAUCUCUACCUUAGAGAGGAUUAAAUAUCCGGCAAGAAGGAACCAAUCGGUUUUAUUAACGCGUUGAGUGGACCUCUACAUUCAAGAAGGGUUUUUACCCUUCUAUAUAUUUCUCAGAUUAACAUUUUGUGUUAUCAGUCCUUGCUUUCGGAGAGAAAGCUCAUAAAUUUUUCGUAAGCUCCAGUUGCAUGUUCCUAGUCAAGAACUCCGCACAAAAAUUGGCUUAAGCCCGGAUUAAACUCAACCAUGUUUCGAUGCAAGGGACUUAGGACAACUGGCACACGUGAGCCUUCUCGCAGGCUAAAAUCAACGAGGAUGGACUCAUCUUUGCUUCCAAGUGUAUACUCCCAUAGCGUCUUGUUGUUAGUACUCCACUCAAUCACAUUUGCAUUUUUUUGCAAAAUAGAUAGGACAGGACCGUAGCUAGCACUGGGUAAAAUGUGACUCUUGAGGUAUACGUCAUUUGUAUAGCUGCCGUGUUUGUUUAAACCAUAUUUAAAAUAUGUUUUGCAAUCAAUUCAAAACGUAACGCAAAAAUUAUCUCAAUAACGUUUAUUGCCUUGGGAGAUUGACUUGAUUUUCAUUUUCUUUAGAUAAACAUCCCUAAUGAUCUAGCAGAUAAUAUAAUUGGAUUGGUACAGAAUGGAAUAGUCGAAAGAGGACUGUUUCAUGAGGCUGCCCUGUCCGUCUUCACUGUCCUUAUGUAUUUGUGGAAAAAGUAAGUCUUUGUUUACACGUUUAAUGAUGUUGUAGGUACAAAAGACUCAGGUAUAGGAGGUGAAUUUUUUUGGAGAUCACUGAUAGCUAAUACAAUUUUCAAAAACGUCUCUCAGUGGUUAUUUUCUGAAAGCCAUCGUAUUCAUUCAUGUACUUACCAGAACAAGCCAAGACGUAUUGUUCCAAAGGAUGAAGUGCGGUUCUUUUACUUUGAUUCUUGAAGGAUUGCAAAUAUAAUUUCUCUGCUUUUUGUUAAUUACUCUUACGCGUAAUUUGCACGCCUCCUUGUUUGGUUUACAGGUUUCUUUUAUAGAAAGACAAGUUUCCAAAUCACCUACGUCCUCAUAAACAGGCGUGGAAACCAAACGAGGAUCUUAUUUUCUCUCGAAGAUGCAAUAUCUAUAUUUUGUCACUGUCGUCUCAGCUUUUAUCCCGUUCUAGGCUAAAAAGCACCCUUUUUUAUCUGGGUGAGGCGGAGGAUAGAGCAUAGCCGGGCACAUUUAAAUGUAAUGUGUCAUGAUUAUACUGAUAUCAUUGUAAAUCAGUUUAUUUUCAUUUUUACUUCCGGUCCAGUCUACCAUCAAAAUUUCUGCUGGCAAGAGAACAGUCGGACCAUGUUUACCGGUUUUGGUGUAUUUCCUCUUAUUAUUAAACGCAGUUUAGUUUAAUGAGUUCUUCCGUUGUUAAUUUAUCGAGAAAGCCACAAUGUUCAGUCAUUACGCACAUGCGUGCUCCAAUCUUUCAGAAAGUCAUCAAUUCAGGUGAAUUUACUUCAACGGACUGAAAAUCCCCCUCCCCAUUUUUUGAAAUGUUAUUUUUUCCCAAUAUAGGUCAUGUGAUUCUACUUUAGGGCUACGUUCAGACGGUACCGGUCGAAUUUUCGACGGUUGAAAAAUUUUUGCGCAGUUCACACGAAACUUUCGAAUCAGGUUGAAUUUAUUUCAGCUUUUGUCAAAGGUUUUACCAUCUGCCUAUGCGCAAUGCGCUACUUCAGCAAAUCCCAGCUGAGUAACCACGCAUCCAUGCAACCACGCCUUUGCCGUACAAACAUUUAGCCGGUUACGGUGUUCACACCUUGCCGUUCCAAUUUUCCACCGCACCCGUCAAAACUUUGACCUCAAGUUUUCGAUUCCGUGGUUCCGUGUGAAAGGAACGGAUCAACUUUUAGGUUUCUGGAAAACUGCCCACCUACCCCUCCCCUAACCCAACAUUUUGCCCUAGUGAGAAGUAAGUAUUAAUGUUGACUAAGGGAGGGAUAGGUGGGCAGUUUCCCCAAAGACCAAAAUUGAUCCAGGGGAACACCUAAACGUACGAAUUUUCGACCAGUAUCAUGUAAACUUAGCUUUGAGUACUGUUUCAUUCAAAUUUCAUCUUAUUCCCGUGCAUAUGUGCGCAUGAUUUAUGAAAACAUAACGGGUCAAAUUGCCCUCAGACCUUCAUUGAGGAAACAAAACAUACAAGCUAAAGAGGUCUAUAGGCCUUCGCGUGUAUUUCAAAUCUCAUCUCCCGUACAUUUUGAUACUGCCUUAGGUUCUCGGCCGAGCGCACUUCGAAACUGGAGGAAGAAGUUCAGCCUCCCAGCACAGACAAACGGGCCAACUCAGUAAAACGAAUCAUGUCGGCGAUUGAUGGAAUACCUUAUCGGAAAGUCUACGUAACAAAUGGUAAGCAA